Messenger RNA from Monopterus albus (swamp eel), 3350 nucleotides. It is a transcript of the gene wnt5b, whose product is annotated as wingless-type MMTV integration site family, member 5b. The record is from RefSeq and is a predicted model, not a curated record. Gene Ontology annotation, cellular component: extracellular region. Gene Ontology annotation, biological process: canonical Wnt signaling pathway; multicellular organism development; neuron differentiation. Gene Ontology annotation, molecular function: frizzled binding; cytokine activity. Lineage: Eukaryota; Metazoa; Chordata; Actinopteri; Synbranchiformes; Synbranchidae.
CCCUCCCUCCACCCUCCUCCCGCUUUUCCCUACGUGUGUAAUUAGUUGGGAAGCGUUUGGAAACUUUUGAUGGUCCUAAAGGAAUCUCCCCAUAUUACUGACACCUGUUGCUGAGGGCACAGCGAUACGCAACGAGGAGCGUGUGCCACCGAUUUCCAACAUUUAUUUCUGCAUGAUAAGUUUGGACCUCGUGUGUACUGACAGGUCUACGAAUCGCUAGAGGCUGCAUUAUAUUCUUUUUGCGUGUUUCCCUAAAUCGACUUUUUGAGACUCUAACAAUGACUUUGGUGUAGCAUUGUUCAGGGAAGGUCAUCGAGCAUUGAAAAGGGUGACACAGAAAUUGACGCUUGGAAGAAUCAGCAUAGAUAAACAGUGAGCGGUCCGAUUCAGGCUGCUGUAGGACCUGUUUGAAGGGGUUUCCCUUUCAGUAAAAACCUUAAUCUGUCUGUAGUUUCCCAGACGGACGGAGAGCCACAUUUUUUGGACUUGAGCGCUUCUGAUGGUGGAAGGAGAAGGUUUACUCGGAGAGCUGAUCAACAGCUGUAUUUGAGCACAUCCCACCAGGGUUUGCGUCCAGAAUCCACAGGACUGAUCAGGGCACCUCCUCAUUUUCUACCCAUGUAUCGACAGUCUAGCACUCUCCCGAACACCGGCUGUGAAGCAGUGAGGCGGCGGACCAUGGACAACAGGCCUGUCCGGAGAAAGCGAACUGGUGUCGUCCGACAUCUGCUGCUGGCAGGCGCCUUCCUCUCCUGCAGCGCCCAACUGCUGGUAGUGGAUGCCAACUCAUGGUGGUCACUAGCGCUGACCCCGAUCCAGAGGCCAGAGAUGUACAUCAUUGGAGCUCAGCCUCUCUGCAGUCAGCUGUCUGGACUGUCUCAGGGCCAGAGGAAGCUCUGCCAGUUGUACCAGGACCACAUGAGCUACAUUGGAGAUGGAGCCAAGACAGGCAUCAAGGAGUGCCAGUUCCAGUUCAGACAGAGGAGGUGGAACUGCAGCACUGUAGACAAUACAUCAGUGUUUGGACGGGUCAUGCAUAUCGGCUCCAGGGAAACAGCCUUCACCUACGCCAUCAGCGCAGCUGGUGUAGUCAAUGCCAUUAGCCGAGCGUGCCGUGAGGGCGAGCUCUCCACCUGUGGCUGCUGCUGGGGUGCUCGACCCCGUGACCUGCCGCGUGACUGGCUGUGGGGUGGCUGUGGCGACAACGUCCAUUAUGGUUAUCGGUUCGCCCGUGAGUUUGUAGAUGCCAGGGAGAGGGAGAAGAAUUACCCACGCGGGUCACCCGAGCAUGCCCGUAUACUGAUGAACCUGCAGAAUAAUGAAGCAGGAAGACAGGCGGUCUACGACCUUGCAAAUGUGGCUUGUAAGUGUCAUGGAGUCUCUGGUUCUAAGGAGAAGUAUGACAGUGCGGCUGCCAUGCGCAUUGGACGCAAGGGAAAGCUCGAGCUGGUAGACAAGCGCUUCAACCCCCCGAAACCGGAAGACCUGGUCUACAUUGACCCUAGCCCAGACUACUGCCUCCGCAAUGAGACCACAGGCUCACUGGGCACCCAGGGCCGCCUCUGCAACAAAACCUCCGAGGGCAUGGAUGGCUGCGAACUGAUGUGCUGCGGCAGAGGAUAUGACCAGUUCAAGACCUAUAGACAUGAACGCUGCCACUGCAAGUUUCACUGGUGCUGCUACGUCAAGUGCAAACGCUGCACGACACUUGUGGACCAGUUUGUGUGUAAAUAGCAUGUUGAGAAAAGACAGACUGAUGAAUGGGGAGGAAAAAGGAGGAGAAGGGACAGCAGGUGAGGAAAGAGGAAGCAAUGAAAGUGAAGGAUAGAAGACAGAAUGGUGAUGUUUCAGGGUUUUUUCAGGAAGAGCUGAGGCACAUCGAUGCCAAAGCUGCCCUUAUUUUUGUCCUUCCUACCUCCACUUAUAAGUCUCCUGCCUUUUUACACCAAGUGCAAAAGCUGCCCACAGCACCUAUGUGGCCAUUUUUGUGUGUAAACAGCAGAAUGAUUAAUUGAUAGGUGAAUGGGAGAAGGGACAAAAGUAAGAAGCACAGAGGAACUUCCACACUCUCUGAGAUUCUUGUUUUCCCACCGCUCCCUCAAGCUGCUUUCCUGUAUAUUAUUCUGAUCACAACCCUGAAGGAAGGACGGAAGGAAGACAAUACAGAUCAACAAAGAAGGACCUCAAGGAUGGAUGGAUCUAGCAGGUGAAGGUGGAAUAACUUGAUCCUAAAACCAGGAGAUGUAGCUAGUGUGAGAUGAUAAUGAGGAAGUGAGACAUUAAAUAAAUAUAUAAUUAAAUAAUAAGUAACAUACAACUCUGAUUGUGAGACUCAAACAAACCUGAGAAACAGUUUGGAAUCUGGUCACAUUUUUUGGGAUUCACACAAAUCGAUGCAGUCUUCAUGGAAUUUAAACCAUUUGACUUUGGACCGAGUGGUGUCACCGUUUCAAAAACCUAUUGACCCUGCAAGAGAAAUUCUUUGCUGACCUUGCCAAACACACUUGUACAGGAAAGCAGAAAAGUCCAGACUGAAACAGAUAGUAGAGAAAAAACAGAGGUGGAUUCAGUUAAUAGGGGUACAAAUGCUAAAGGGGUGAAUGGAGGGAAUAGAGAAAAUGCAACAUGACUUUCAAAAACAGCAUUAGAAUGAUUUGACUUUGGAUGAUUUUGCUUCACACUUCACCAGCUGAUUUGGAAAUUUGGGGAUUGUUGAUUUCUGUUCAAAAAUGCAAUAAAUGCCAAAUCCUCAAGUCAAAAAGGACAAAUGACUUACAGCACACACGCUCCAUUUUAUUUGCUACACCUGCUAUUAGCUGUAUUACCUGAGUACAUUUCCAGUGCUUCUGACCUGACAUGUGUCUGUGCAGGUUAAUGAAGCUUGGUGAUUGCAGUUAUUUUAACAUGCAGGUUGUCUAAACAAGCGGCUCGCAGUGGCACUCGGGCUCCAUGACUUUCAUCUGACCGGAAGGUGAGCGACACCUCCAUUAGUGAGAUUAAUGUGUUGUAUCUACCUUAAUGAACCUGCACUAAGACACAUGUUCACUCCGAGUGGACUUCUUCAUCUCGUUUUUGUUCAGUCAACAAAAUGUGACGUCAAUUUGGCAGUUUUUCCACCAAUUUAACAUUUUACACCUGAAGUUUGCAGUUUGGAUGGGUUGUGUUGACAAUAUUGUACGUUUCCAGUGUACUCACAUUGACACAGCUAAUAUGUAACAUGAAGAGGGCUAAGUGAACCGAAGACGACUGAAUAUGCUGUGGAAAAAUUAAUAUGUGAGCACAAAACCUACGGAAAAGACUGCAAUUUAUUAUGAGCUACUUCUAAAAAUAAAUAGUAGAUCAGGAAAAAA